This is a messenger RNA of Adineta ricciae, 1149 nucleotides long. NCBI's taxonomy places the organism in Eukaryota, Metazoa, Rotifera, Eurotatoria, Adinetida, Adinetidae. The record is from the annotation of a GenBank genome assembly.
AUGUUGUUUCUAGAACGUGUUCGGACAAUUGCGAUCCUAUCAUUGACAAUUUUUGGAUGCACGGGAAACGUUUUAAUAUUAAUAGUUGUGAAUCAAUCUUUCUUUCGUAAGACACCUUCAGCAGCAUUCAUCUCAGCAUUAUCGAUAUCGGACUGCAUUGUUUUAUGUCUACAAAGUCUUCAAAUCGUUACUAAACUUCAUCCACAAGUAACGUCGUAUGAUUGUUUAGUUUUCUUUCUGAUGGAUGUGUUCCGUUUAUUAUCUGUAUGGCUCGUGUGUUUUAUUAAUGUCGAACGUUGUUCAUUAGUAUUUAAUCCAUGUCAAAUGCCACGAUUAACUAGUCGUCUGACAUCUCGUAUUCUAGUUGUUGCUUUAUUUCUUACAUCUUUGCUAAUUUUCAGUCACUAUGCACAACAUAUGCAUAUUGAAUAUGUUUAUAGUAUGAAUCAGACUGUACCGACUCGAUCGUUUUGUGCAUUCAAAGGAAAUUUUCAUCGUUUGACUUGGGAAUGUAUUCGAUCCGGUUUGACUUACUGGUUUACUGUACCGCUAUGUAUUAUAUGUAAUUUAAUUAUCAUUCAACGUCUUCACUAUGCUUUACGCCUUGAACAAACGUUAAAAAACCAAUGUACGGGUUUAGUUCACAAUCAAUUGGUAACAAGAAGUUCAUUCGAUCUGUCGAGUAAACAACGACAAUUAACAGCGAUGCUUUUGACUUCGUCAAUAUGUUUUGUGCUAACAGCUACACCAUCGACUAUUCACACGACUUAUCUAUUGAUUACACGUCAACUGAAUAAUUUUCAAUACGCGAUUCACAUAUAUACGAAUAUCCUAUUACAUUUUCAUCAUGCAUCGAAUUUUCUUGCUUUUAUUUUCUCAUGUGCACGUUUUCGUAUUGAAUUGAUGCAUUUGUUCCGUCGAUACUGUCAAUGUGAAUUCUAUAUUAAUUGGUACAAACGUUCUGCGCCUCCAACGGAACAAAACCUAAUCUGUUCAACGAGACAACAUCGAACACCUGGACAGCAUUUGUUAACGUCAAAAUCCAAUCGACCUCAUCUUCAGACCAAAUGUCACGAAGGAAUUCCUUUAUUUCGACUGAAUCAAUCUCGAAAGAAACAUCAUCAGCAAUGUUUUGAGCAUUUUGUUUGA